Molecule: messenger RNA, 1434 nt
Organism: Rana temporaria (common frog)
Lineage: Eukaryota; Metazoa; Chordata; Amphibia; Anura; Ranidae
Product: protein cordon-bleu-like
Biological process (GO): actin filament polymerization; actin filament network formation
Cellular component (GO): neuronal cell body; terminal web; ruffle
Molecular function (GO): actin monomer binding
Source: RefSeq, a predicted model, not a curated record
AAAGCAGCAAUCCAAUGAGCAAAACACCCACUGAGGCUAAAAAAAGUGAUUUUAUAUCUAGAACACAACAAUUUAAUGGCCCUGCAAAGGAAAAUAUAACUGUGUUGGAAAAAACUGAAAAAAACUCUGCAGCUGAAUCAUCUCGCAUUCGCCCUACAUCUAAUGUGCCAUCGAAUGCCUUUUUAAGAGCUGUCCGAGAAAAGUCUAUGAAAAUAGAACAAGAAAAUGCAUUUGGACCCACAAAAGCACCAGCAGCCACUGUAACAAUAACUGAGAAAAAAGAUAAAAGUGAAGAAAACACCAUACCUUCUACAGUAAUAGAUGAGCCAGACAGUUCUGCCAGCAAUAGUGUUUUCGGACCUAAAACAAAGUUUCGACCUGUGCUACAAAAACCUGCACAAUCAGACAACUCUUUACAUACUGCUUUAAUGGGAGCAAUUCAGUCUGGCGAAGGAAAAGAAAAGCUGAGAAAAAUACAGAGUUCACCAACAGAUGGAGGGGAAAAGAAGCUUUGUGAGCCAGAGAAUGAAAGAUCUGCUCUACUGUCAGCAAUUCGAGAUCACAAUGGUAUCUCAAGGCUUAAAAAGGUAUCUUCUGCUGCAUCCAAUGAACUACAGUCAAUGAGAAAAUCUGAAAUUGAAUCCACAGCAACAAAGACAUUCUCCAUUCCUUCUUCACCAGUAUUGCCUCCACCUCCACCUCCACCACCUACAUUAGGUUCUGCACCCAACUCCCCUCAGGUCUUAACAAACAAUGCUGUAGCUGUAGAUACAAGAGAAGCCUUAAUGGAAGCUAUCCGCUCUGGCCAGGCUGUUUCAAAACUGAAAAAGGUCUCUGCUUCAGUGCGUACAUUGUAAGACAAAAUAAACGAAGAAAGCACCUCUCCCUAUCUCUGAUACCAGUUCAACGACACACUUGAGAGGUCCAGAACAGCAAGGCUGUCUGAUUGUUUUGUCAACUGGCCAAAAAAUUUUAAACCUAAUUUUCUGUUUCAAAAUAAUGGUCCAAAAGGGAAAAUAAUGUAUGCAACAUAUGUGCCAAGGAAAAUGUGAUUUGCCUUGAAAUGAAUUAAGAUUUUGCCAAUAAAAUGUUCUUGUUGGCAGGUAAGAAUGAGCAGAAAAUCCUAGGAUGUAAAUAAUACACCUUAGCAAAGAACAUUGUAGUUAAUGAAACUGUUUUCUCUAAUGAUUGUCACUUUCCUGGCCAGCACAUGCUAAUAGAGUAAAAAAAAAGUAAAUGUGAUUUUUAUACAUACAGUAAUCCACACACUAUAUUGUGAUGAAUAAAUUAACACAAGUAAAAUAAUAUGCUAAAAGAAAAAUAACUGUUGUCAGUGGGGCUUACAUUGUUAAAGAGACAAAUAAGAUAAUUGCAUUGUAAUGUUUGCUUUAACUUUAUCUUUCUUAUAAAUCUGAUACUAGCAUAAAAUUAACA